AAGUGGAGAAACAGACAAUCCAAGCAGGACUACACAUGAUAACAGUUAGGUAGAGACAAUUUCUCUUGUAUAGUGGCUUCUAAACGUGAAAACCGUAUAUAAUAACAAUUGUUGAGAUGCAAAGCUUUAGUGCGUUGUUUUGGUCAAGUCGCAGCGGAUUGGAAACUUGCGAUUAAUUUAUUACUGCAGGACCAGUCCGACGAACCCGCAACUCGCUCUCGACAAUAGACUUCGUUGUGCUAUCGUGAAGAGUUAUUGGCAACCAAUCCUUAUUCAAGGAAUUUUUGGUGUUUUUUGACUCAAGGAAAAUGGCAGUGCAAGCAUCGUGUAUGGAGCUUGCAUUGGAGGGUGAAAGACUCUGCAAAGCGGGUGAUUGCCGCGCAGGAGUAAGUUUCUUCGAAGCAGCGGUUCAAGUCGGGACAGAGGAUUUGAAGACAUUAAGUGCGGUGUAUAGCCAAUUAGGGAAUGCCUACUUCUAUCUGCAAGAAUACGAGAAAGCCCUAGAAUUUCAUCGCCAUGACUUAACUUUAGCAAGGACACUUGGAGACAGAGUCGGGGAAGCUAAAGCUAGUGGGAAUCUUGGAAACACCUUAAAGGUUUUGGGAAAAUUUGACGAAGCCAUAGUUUGUUGCACUCGACAUUUAGACAUUUCACGGGAACUCGGGGAUAAGAUUGGUGAAGCCAGAGCCUUGUAUAACCUUGGAAAUGUGUAUCAUGCUAAAGGUAAACACUUUGGUCGAAAUUUCCACCAAGAUCCUGGAGAAUUUCCUGAAGAAGUGCGGUCUGCACUGGAAAGAGCUAUUGAAUUCUAUGAGGCCAAUCUUUCCAUUGUGAAAGAACUUGGUGACAGAGGUGCACAAGGGAGAGCCUGUGGCAAUCUUGGCAACACUCACUACUUGAUAGGAAACUUUGAACUGGCAAUCAUGUUUCAUGAGGAGAGGUUAGUCAUUGCAGAAGAAUUCCAUGACAAGCCAGCAGAAAGACGUGCUUGUAGUAACCUUGGAAAUGCACAUGUUUUCCUUGGGGAGUUUGAGGUUGCAGCUGAGUAUUACAAGAGAACACUGGGGAUAUCACGUGAACUGGGGGACAGGGCGAUUGAGGCACAGGCCUGUUACAGUUUAGGAAACACUUACACUUUACUCAGAGAUUACCAGGAGGCAGUGGAAUACCAUUCCAAACAUUUGGAGAUCGCUCAGGAACUGGGUGACAGAGUCGGCGAAGGUCGUGCUUGUUGGAGUUUAGGAAACGCGCACACUGCGUUGGGUAAUCACGAAACAGCUCUGGAUUACGCGCAGAGACAUUUGGAUAUCUCGAAGGAGGUUGGAGAUCGCACCGGACAAAUAACGGCGCAGAUGAACAUCUCUGACCUCCGGGCCUUACUUGGAAUUGAAGACGAUUCUCACGAUACGAACUCAAAUAGCUCAGCAUCUGGAAUUGCUGAGGGCGUGCAUCGAAGCAGCCCGGGAUCUAUUAAACAACUCUUUAACAAAAAAUUCAGCAAUUUAGAAGGAGAUAAAAGGAAACUGGAGUCAGCUGCAUCUGCUGAUGGUGUGACUAAGCCUCGUUCGUCGUCAGUGAACUCGAGGAAACCUGUGGAUCACGGUGAUGUCCAAGUUCGUGUUCGCUCCGAUGAGAAACAGAAUGAUCAUGCCCUGAACGAAGACUUCUUCGAAUUCCUGAGUCGUUGCCAGGGUAACCGAAUGGAUGAGCAGCGUUGCGAGCUCCCUAAACCAAUCGAAAAGAGCAAGAGUACGGAAGACAUGCUGGAUAUGGUGGAACGAGUACAGGGAGACAGAAUGGAAGAACAACGGAGUGAUCUUCCUUUCGAGGAUGACCCGUCUCAGAUAAGGAGACUGCCAAAGGGACGAGACAACCCUGGCGAUGAAGAUCUUUAUGAAAUGGUUCUCCGAAGUCAAUCCCACCGUAUUGAGGAUCAGCGCUCGGAGCCGCCGCCCAAUGCGCCCACAGUACCUGACGAGGACUUCUUUGGUCUGAUACUUCGCCUUCAAUCAAAUAGAAUGGACGAUCAGCGUUCGUCUGGUCCCGGAGGUCGUAAACCUCAAAUACAACCCAGGCGAUAGAGAGAAGUGAAGAAGUAGACACUGUAGCUGUAGCCUUGUAUUAUUUGAAUUAAAUGGUGCAGUUUGUAGUCGUGUUCAAACAUGUUUGGCUGGACUAGAACGUCAAAAACGCUACAAGUAUUAAGGAAUCACGAGCUUGAAGGGAUAUACUAUACGGCGAUUCGUUAUUUCCGUAGUCUAGUGAAUAAAGAUGAUAUUUUCAGCCCGUGUACUUUUGUAGCUUAGUUCUGUCAAGAAAACUUUUUAGAGGACUGUAUUUUCUAGGCUUUUCAAGCGAUUUAGUUAGUGUGAUGUGAACGUGACAAAUAAAUUGUGUGACAAUCAGAUUUGCGUGAGUAACUGAGGAAUGGACGCUCGCAGAAAGCCUGGGUUGUUGUAGAGUAGCUUAGUACGUGUCAUCUCUCUUUGGACAUUGGAUUUUAACCGCAUUUUGCCAAUACAGUUGUAAAAUAGUUGGAGGAAGUAACUGAUUUUUAGCCAGGCUAACGUAGAAAAUUUAAAUAUUUAAAACGCACACGAAAUAUAGAUACUACUUGCUUCUCAACGACGCGAAGUGUUCCCUGUAACACUUAUCGGCUGUUUUUUCACGUUACGUUUUGUAUCACACGACACACAAUAUUGUAGUGAAGGGAAAGAGAUUUGGGUGAUUUUUAUCAUUUUUAACCCCAACCGAGGUGUUUAUUUUUCAGAACUCAAAGUCGUUAUCAGAUUUGUGUAUUUUUUAGACCAAGUACAACGUAAAUUUCAAAUUCUCGUAGCACAUUCAAAAUUUGAACUCCUCUCUUAUUUUACUAAUUUAUUUAAGUCAGAUAUCUUUAAUAAAAAUGUAGAAUACACUCUAGGCGCAGUGAUUAUCGCAAAGGGGAACAUAAUUAAUUUUUAGGGAAAAAAUAUAUUUCUUGAAAAUCAGAUGGAUUUUUACACUUGUGAAAUAAGUGUGGCAAUUCGCGAUUCGUUUUAUUUUUGUAUUCACGACAUGUACAAAGCAAGGAAUAAAGAGAAUCUCAAUUCUACUUUAA
This is a messenger RNA of Pocillopora verrucosa, 3100 nucleotides long. Its product is annotated as G-protein-signaling modulator 2. The record is from RefSeq and is a predicted model, not a curated record. Lineage: Eukaryota; Metazoa; Cnidaria; Anthozoa; Scleractinia; Pocilloporidae. Gene Ontology annotation, molecular function: G-protein alpha-subunit binding; GDP-dissociation inhibitor activity. Gene Ontology annotation, biological process: establishment of mitotic spindle orientation. Gene Ontology annotation, cellular component: cell cortex.